AUGUCUAGUGGAAGCGGUAGCGGAGUACCAUUCCUCGUGCAAGCUACUAUUGCUCGACAGAUUUCGCUGCAGGAGUGUAUCGGAAAGGGUCGGUAUGGAGAGGUGUGGCGUGGUAUUUAUCGGGGCGAAAACGUAGCAGUGAAGAUUUUUUCCAGUCGCGACGAGGCCAGCUGGGCUAGAGAAACACACAUCUAUAGCAGCGUUCUUCUCAGACACGAAAAUAUUCUCAGCUACUAUGCCAGCGAUAUAACCUCUCGAUACGGGUGUACGCAGCUGUGGAUUAUAUCCCAUUACCAUCCCUACGGUUCGCUGUACGACUUUCUGCAAGCACACGUGGUGGACACAAUCGCGGCACUUCGAUUGGCCAAAACAGCCGCAUCCGGUCUCUGCUACCUCCACUCCUACAUUCUCGGACUACAAGGAAAACCAGCAAUCGUCCACAGAGACAUCAAGUCAAAAAACAUUUUGGUUCAGGCAAACGGUACUUGCAGUAUUGGAGAUCUGGGACUAGCUGUAAUGCAAGCACCUGGUUCGACGGAAAUGGAUGUUGGUCAACCUAAUCACAUGGUUGGUACGAAAAGAUACAUGGCGCCUGAAAUACUGGCUGAUGACGGUCUUGAAGAAUGCCCUGAAUCUGGUGAAGGAUUCCUGCCACACGAUUUUGAGAUUUCAGCUUAUCUUCAGAGCAAAAAUCGAAUUAAUGAUACGUCACCGGUGCCUAAUACGCUCGGAUUCAGCUUUGAGGAAUUAAAAGCUGCUGAUGUCUACGCAUUUGGAUUGGUGCUUUGGGAAAUUUUUCGUCGAUGUCUAACUGAACGUGGUGAGGUUCAUCCUCCCCAUGUGCCAUACUGGGAUAAAGUGUCUGCUGAUCCGAGCUUUGCAGAAAUGCGCCGAGUGGUGCAUGUCGAGGGUGAACGCCCGCCUAUCUCCGAGCGCUGGCAGAGCUCAAAGGUGCUCAUCCGCUGUGCCAGUCUGAUGCAAGAAUGCUGGCACGCGAAACCCGAUGUCCGUUUGCCCAUAUUAAGAAUAAAAAAGACUCUCGAUGAGACAUUUUCGGAGGCGGUGAAGGAAAUUGGCGAAAGUGUAGUUCCAGAUCAAGUAAUUGUUAUAUCAGACCCGCGAACGCAAGCAGACAGCGGGAUUAAUAGUCGCAGCCAUGGCAGCACUUUCCAGUGUACCUCAGUCACGCCCUACUAUCAGACAGUCGCCAACGGCAGUAUCCGCAGCCCCAGGGAGGUGCUCGCCUUAGGGCGCAUUAUGCGAUGUCCUUCGGAAAUUCUAUUCAGCGAGGAGUCCUCCACUACGAAAAAACUGAAAGAAGGGGAGAAGAAGGUUGUGGCAACUGCAUCCAAUUUGCUCCGUCAGGAGGAAAGCCAGCUUCUGUAG
This is a messenger RNA of Echinococcus granulosus, 1386 nucleotides long. Its product is annotated as Activin receptor type-1. The transcript is spliced from 6 exons. NCBI's taxonomy places the organism in Eukaryota, Metazoa, Platyhelminthes, Cestoda, Cyclophyllidea, Taeniidae. Gene Ontology annotation, cellular component: signaling receptor complex; plasma membrane. Gene Ontology annotation, biological process: dorsal/ventral pattern formation; BMP signaling pathway; cellular response to growth factor stimulus. The coding region runs from base 1 to 1386 and encodes 461 amino acids. Gene Ontology annotation, molecular function: ATP binding; SMAD binding; transforming growth factor beta receptor activity, type I. The record is from RefSeq and is a predicted model, not a curated record.